This is a messenger RNA of Lotus japonicus, 883 nucleotides long. RefSeq lists its product as uncharacterized. The coding region runs from base 1 to 723 and encodes 240 amino acids. The transcript has 5 exons. NCBI's taxonomy places the organism in Eukaryota, Viridiplantae, Streptophyta, Magnoliopsida, Fabales, Fabaceae. The record is from RefSeq and is a predicted model, not a curated record.
AUGAAAAAGAUUGCGUUGGAAAGCCAUCUCACGGACGCGGUAAAGAAUGAGUCUGCUAUCCAUAAUCAGAAAUCAAGAAUGCAAUGGCAAAAAGACGAUGAUAAUGGAGAAGAGAAGUUACUAAUGAGAAAAGGUAAGAACGGCUUCAUUUAUAAUGAAGUAAAACAAACAGCUGCAUUAAUGCAUGGCAAGCAGUUGCCAAUCGUUACCCAAGCACAGUCAGCCAUGUCAGCCACGGCCGUUCCGUAUGGGAAUCGAACCCAGGUUCCCUUAAAAAAGUUACACACUUUCACAACCUCUGCUACCUCUCACGACUCUCGACCUCUGCUACUUCUCUCAAAGCUUGCGUUACCUCCUGCCUCCGUCGUCCUUGCCGCCACCGCCUCCGUCCCUUCCGCCGCCGCCGCCUCCGUCCCUGCCGCGCCGCUGCCGCUCUUGUUUUGGGUCGCUUCGUGCACGGUUGGUUGCCCUGUUCUCGUUAACAACGUUCCAUUGUUCCUCUCCUCAAGCAAUUUUCCCCUUCCUCAUAAGUGCCUUCGUCAGACUAAUAGUGUUGAUUGCAGAUAUUAUGUGAUGAAGUUCAUGAAAGAUAUCAUCACUCACCAACAACUUGUGAUCCCAACGAAAUAUUUUGAAGAUUGUCAGUUCGUUUCCUACAAUGAAGAGCAAUUGCGUGAAGUUAAAGAUGAGUGGGCCGCUUAUGUUUUUUACAAUUGUUUUUAGCAUUUAAUCUAUUGGAUAAUUAUCUAUGAGAUGGUGGUAGAUGAAGUUAAGGACGUGGUUGAGAUACUAUGCACUUUAGAAAUUGCUUCGAAUUUAUGAAGCGUUUGAUAUUUAGAUAUAUUGGUUUUGAUAUGCUGAAGUUCAGAAAAUGUUUAUUUUA